GUGUGCAGUGGUUCCUUCCUGAAUGGCGGCGGCCCUGGUGGAGACACGCUGCCCGCUGCGUGGAUAAACAAACCCGCAAAAACGCACCGAUUUACGGGUUUUUAUGUGAAGAAACGCAAGAAUCUGAACCGCGGUUUAACAACUGAAGCUCCGUAAAGUAGAAACAACAGAAACGACAGAAACAGCGACGUGACAAGAUGCCUCAUCGAAAGAAAAAGUCGUUCAUUGAGAAGAAGAAGGCGGUGACGUUCCACCUGGUCCACCGCAGUCAGAGAGACCCGCUCGCCGCAGACGAGAAAGCCCCGCAGCACGUGCUCCUGCCCGCCAACAAGGCGGAGGUGGAGAAACGGCGCGAGGAGCAGAGGAGCUACGGCGUGUUUUUCGAUGAUGAUUACGAUUACCUGCAGCACCUGAAGGAGGCGUCGGGGACGUCUGAGCUCGUGCCGGGGCUGGACAUGAGGACGGAGAGACGGAUUCAGCUCAGAGACGAAGAGGAGGAGGAGGAGGAGGAGGAAGAGGAGCAGACUGGGACCACUACGAGCAUCAAGCUUCCGUCCUCGGUGUUUGCGUCGGAGUUUGAGGAGGAGGUGGGAUUACUGAACAAAGCUGCGCCCGUCUCAGGGCCUCGUCUGGACAUGGACCCCGACAUCGUGGCCGCUCUCGAUGAAGAUUUUGACUUCGACGACCCAGAGAAUAUUUUAGACGACGACUUCAUUCUGAAAGCGAACGGCUCGGAGAGGACGACCUUCAGCGGUGACGGUGAUGAAGACGACGACGACGAUGAAGAGUGGGAGGACACAGACGAGGAGGACUUUGACUCGGACGGAGCUUUGUCCGACGGGCAGAUCCCAGACGGCGGCGCUCGCGAGUUCCUGUUUGAGGACGAGGAGACGAGGACGCGCUUCACGGAGUAUUCUAUGACGUCGUCCGUGAUGAGGAGGAACGAGCAGCUCACUCUCCUCGACGACCGCUUCGAGAAGUUUUAUGAGCAGUUUGACGAGGACGAGAUCGGGGCCCUGGAUAACGCGGAGCUGGAGGGACACAUCGAGCCGGACUCCUGCCGCCUGGAGGAGGUGAUCCAGGACUAUUACAGACAGAAGCACAACGAGUCUCUGCGGCCCGAGGACCUGGGGCCAAAGGAACUUCCUGUUCUGGAGGAAGUGGAGAGUUCGGAGGAGGAGGAGCUUCAGACGGUGGUGAUCGAAGCGCCGGACGAGAAGUGGGACUGUGAGACCAUCAUCAGCUCGUACUCCAACAUUUACAACCGACCCAAAGUCAUCGAGGAGCCACAGAAGCCGAAGCAGAUUCGAGUGUCGGCGAAGUCCGGGGUCCCGCUCGACGUCCUGCCCCCCAAAGGCCCGACCGCCAAACAGAGCGAACGCAUGACGAGGAUCAACCCCGGAGACCUGCCCACCGCCGCCACCCAACCACGCAGCCGCGACGAGAGCCGCGACGACAGGAGGAGGAGGAAGAACGCCGUCAAGGAGGAGCGCAAGGAGCGAAGGAUCGAGAAAAAGGCAAACAAAACUGCAUUUAAAGAAGAGAAGGCACGACAAGAGAAACAACUGCACAAUCUGCACACAAACAUCCAGGGACUCAAACUCUAAACAACAAACAAACAAACAACAGGCUUUUAUUCUGAAAAGAACUGGACCGCAGAGAGGGGCACUUCCUGGAGCUAUGAGGACUCUUAUUUUGAAGGCGAGAGUUCACUUCCUUCUGCUCCACCUGAACCGCCUCACGUCACGUUUAACUGAGACUUUAACGUUUGGACCCGUCUGUGUUUUUGUGUAACUUUUGCAGUAACUAAAAAUGUUUAUCAAAAUGA
Molecule: messenger RNA, 1828 nt
Organism: Boleophthalmus pectinirostris (great blue-spotted mudskipper)
Lineage: Eukaryota; Metazoa; Chordata; Actinopteri; Gobiiformes; Gobiidae
Gene: ltv1
Product: LTV1 ribosome biogenesis factor
Exons: 11
Coding region: 198-1607 (469 amino acids)
Biological process (GO): ribosomal small subunit biogenesis; ribosomal small subunit export from nucleus
Cellular component (GO): nucleus; preribosome, small subunit precursor; cytosol
Source: RefSeq, a predicted model, not a curated record